UUUGUUUGGCUUGCUUUAGUUAGGCGCUGGAGCUUGCCUUCCAGAAAAAGACGGCAAUUCUUCAUGAUUGUAUUGAAUUGGCUUAACUGUUUGAUUUUCAUAAAAUUAUUUAAAAAAUAUUUAAUUUCUAUGUGACCAUUUAGCGUAUAUUAUUGUUUAUCGAUCUUGUUUCAUUCAUAUUUAAAUAAUUUGUGCUUAAAAAAGUUGUAUUCGUUGGUGAUCAAUAGUUUUUAUUUACAAGGAUAAAAGGAGUGCAUCAGUUCAUCAAGAGUAUCACGAAAUGCAAUUCCACAAAUGCUCCAGCCAUUUCCUGCCACGCACAUGAACAUGUGACUUAUAGUACGCGAUGGAAGAGGACAGUACUUGUGCCAGCGAGGUUCGGGAUCCUUUCCAAGCAGAAUCUCAAAUCAAUGGCGUCUCCAUCCCGGACAUAGCGCCAAAACCCGACAUUGAACAAACAACAGUGCCAAAUGGACUAGAAAAAGAUGAGAGUACAAAUAAAGAUGAAAGCGGAGUUGUUCUUGACGGCGAGGAAAGUAAGGGAACCGUUUUAAAUUUAAAAGAAUCGUUUGUUGAACAUGAAGUAUGCGAAGGCAACGAUGACGCGCGUUCGCUCGGAGAUCUGGACAGUUUGCCGGCAGGGGAUGAGCUGGCAUUGGGAGCGGCUGGGAGCGAUAGCGGCGUAGAAGGGUGCGGGCGUGCACUAAGCAGUGGAGGUGGCUCCAGGUCAUGCGCUUCCAGUGUAGUUUCGUGUGGAUCUGGGUGCGGCUCUGAGAGUUCAUCACUAGCGGGCGCCCCACCCAGACCACGACGUCGAGUCAACGUAACUGUGACUGAACCUAAACGCAGUUCUCCCAUCGGCACCUCCACCCCACGACCAGUCACCGCUCCUCGCGGUCCUAACCUAGCGACGCGAGAAAGAGCCCGAAGUAGAGAAAAGCCAACUCCGCCUGAAAAACCACGGCCUCUCACGCCGAAGCCGCGUAUCCGUCCGACUGGCGACCUACCUAAUCUUGUCCGAGAAAGUCCUGCAUUACGAGCGAAACCUACUAAAACUUCAACAGCUCGAUGUCGCACUCCUAAUUCACCGAGCGAAGAAAAGAGAUGGCCAGCGAAUGGCCCCCGGUUGCCACCGGCUGGAGACGCGAGUGCCACCCGAGUUGCCGCUGACAAAUAUGGAACAUUGCCAAGAAGAAGAAGAGAAGCCGACAGCGAGGGUUCUCCGAAGCAUGAAAGUACGCCUCCUUCGUCCCGACGGCCCACAGUGGUACGAUCGUCAUCGUCGCGCUCUACCACUAAGACUCGUGUCCGCAUUUACGCGGAGAAAACUUCACAGACAGUGUUGCUGGGAACUGAUGUAGAAUCUGCUUUAGCUGGGAUUGUCCCUAAUAUUGAAAGUCGCAUCACGGAGGUGUCUCGAUGUCACCGCGGCGUGCAGGUCAGCGCCCGGGACUCCGAGACAGCGCGGCUGACCGCAGCCCUAGCGGCGGCCGAGGCAGCCGCGGCGGAGGAGAAGGAGCGAAGACUCCACGCGGAGGCCCAGUUGGCGGCCGAGCGUGCGGCCCGCCUGGCUGCCAUCGCGGAACUGGAGAGCAACUCGCAGAGACUGCUUGAACUGGCCGGCGCAGGCGCCGAGGCCGGAGCAGAGGGUUGUUUGAAGGCGCUGGACGAACAACUGCGCGCUGCGCGAGAGUUGGCGGCGCGGCAACGCGGCGAAGUGGACGCUUUACGAGCCAGCUGUGAUAGACUGCAUGCCGAGGCGAGUAGCGCCCGCGAAGCGGCUCGCGUAUUCGAAGCACGUUUACACGAAGCGGAACGCGAAGCGGCCGAGAUGCAGGAGUUCCUGGCCGCGGAGACCGGCGCGCUCGGCCACUCGCUGCGGGAAGCCGAGGCCGAGCUGCUGCGGGUCAACUCCGAGCUGGAGAGGAGACGCGCGGAAUGCCGCCAGCUAGUCCGCAUGUGCGAGCAACGUCGCCAGGAAGCGCUUUCAGCGGCCGCUCGGGCGAGAUCCGCUGGAGGCGCCGCGCCCGCGUUGGACGCUUUAGCUCGACGACUUCGAGCGCUUACAGCCGCUGUGCGACACGCCUACCAUCUGCCGAGGGACGCCUUGGAACCCACCGUCUACCAUAACGACGCCUUUAGUCGCAGCGAUAGCGGCGAAGCCCUAUCGCCCGAGGAGGAGCCCCGCGGCGGUUUGCUGGCCGCCGUCACUCGAGCGCUGCGCUCCGCUCCCCCGCUCUCCACCCCCGCCGCCAAUGACGACGAACGUUCCAGAAUAUCCGAUGAUAAUGACAACUCCGCAGAUUUGCUAGACUCUGAAACUGAGCCGUGCUUGGUUACGGAUCCUGAAUAUGCUGAAGAGUGGUGGUCUGGCGCCGAAGGAACGGGUGCUUGGAGCGCGGACGAGUUAUCACCAGAGAGGGAAUCCUGUCCCGACCAUGAUAAAGAACCUGAAUCGGCAUCGGCGUCGGAGCGCGACUCGCUGCGUCUGCUCUCGGCGGCCAUCGCCCAGCGACAGCGCUCCGAGGCGGAGGACUUGGAGCGGGGGUCGCUGCUGGAGCGGGUGCUGGCGCUGGACAACCGGCUGUCGGAGCUGCUGCGGGCGCUGCGGCUGGCGGCGGGCGCGGCGGCCGCGGCCGGCGACGACGCGGGCGGCAAGCUGGCCGCCGCCUUGCGGGAUAAGAUCGACGUAACAGAGAAGAAUGUGGCGGAUGUGGUCGUGAGGAAACUAGCUGAACUCGACGCCAGCAAGACCAUGAUGGAGCAGUACAGGCAUUCUAUCGAAAAUCUCAAAAAGCAGUUAGCUCAGUCAGGUGAUGAUGAUGAUGAUUUGGAAUUUAUUGAAGAAGAAUUAAAAUGCUGUAGCGAAAGCGAGCGGCGCACCCGGUACGAAGCGCUGGACGCGGCCGCGAGCGCGCUGUCGGCGGCGGCGCGCUGGCCGCGCCUGGCCGCCGUGCGCGCGCGCAUCGAGCGCCUCGCCUUCGCCAUCGCCGCCUCGCACGCGCACGCGCACGCGCACACGCCGACGCAUAACACGAUCGCAGCUCCGUUACUCAAUACUACAGCGUAACUAGGAAAAUAUAAAUCCCUAGAAGUCUUAAGUAAAUCUUGAAUUUGCCAUCUCCACCUUCGCACACUCGCACACUGGUGUGUAUAUUGGUGUAAUGUACCAACACGAUCGAAUAACCAGUGUAAAAUCUAAAAUAAUCUUGUAUAUUCUAAGUGGGCAUGGAAGCGGAAAAGAAUGUAAACAAAAAUAUUGUUAUACAACAAAGACUUAACAAACGGCGGAUUUUGCACUUAAGACUGAUUUCCAUCUACUCUACUUUUGGAAAUGAAUGUUUGUUUGAGUGAAUGUAAAUUUCAGAAGUGGGUUAUUGAUGGUGGAAAACUUCCAUAAAAAUUAUAUUAUGUGCAUCACCAAAAGAGAGAGCUACCGUCAAAUGCUUUAUUGAGAAAUUCAAUGUUAUUGUCGAUAAUAAACUUAAAUCUGUAUUUACAUUGAUAAAUUGAAUAUUUAUUCAUAAAAUUAAUCGAUACUGUUUAUGCCAUGUAGAAUAUAAGUGUCCAAAAUUCAGAGUGGCGCAACGAUCUCCAUACACAUUUAUUUUCUAUCUUAAUAUUAAUAAUUUGAAAAGCAGUAUUUAUAUAUAAUAGACUAUAUUUAUUUUAUAAGUGCCCGCCACUCCAUCAAAUCUAUUGUUAUAAUCUCUGUAUGAAAAUACAUUUUUAUUUUAAACAAUUGACUAAUACUUCUGUUGCUCGAUUGUUGCGAUUGAUAUCCAUUCUGUUUAAAUUUCAGAUAUGUACGUAAAUUUACACAUAGAUUUAAGAAUUCAGUGAUGAAACUAACCGAAUUUAAUAUGUAUACAGCUUAAGGCACUGUUUACGAAAAUAAUUAUGUGUCAUCAUAUGAUUGCACAAUUCGGUGAAUGCAUGCAUGUUUUGUACUCUCCGAAUAAAAAUAUAUAAGCAAUUAUUCAAACCAUUAGCGUUAUAUAUGUAUGUAGUGAUGCUACUGCCUAUGAAUUUUCUGUAAUAGCUUGAUUGCCGUCCUGCCGCACUCCAUGACAAAUUUGCGAGUAGUAGAUAGAAGUUCGUGAAAUGGUAACAAAUAAUUUAGUGAAACUUCGUUGCGAAGUCUAUGUAGCAAUAGGUCACAAAUAGCAUACGUUAACGUUAGAACUGGCAAAGUUUUAUGUGGAAAAACUUCUGAUGUUGGACUUUUUGGAUGUUGCAGUGUCUGUGUGCUAACGUGCCAAUAGAAUUUGAUGAGGAUAUAAUGUAGAUUUUAUUUAGGUCAUAAAUAAAGCAAGCAAAAUUUCACGAUUAAUGUUUCGCCAAAUCAGAAACUCUGUAGUCUGAGACGUCACAGAAAUGAAAAAGUAUCCGAAAGAUGAUGAAUGUCUAAAUAAAAUAAUAUUUAAGUACAGGUCACAUUAUAAGUGUUAGAUUUAGAAAUUAUAUAAAUAACAUGAAGCUAGAAUAUUUAAUUUUGAGUGAUCUCAACAUGCGUGGAAUGUACAAAGUUAUAUUCAGUGCUUAAUGCUCUGUCUCUCUCACACUUAUAAAGUGCUAAUUACGAGGCAAAAUGUAUCUCAUAGCGCACAAUCAGAAGCAAUGCUUUCGCGUAUUUUAACGAUUUGACGCAUUGCUACAAGCAAUUUACCCAACACAUGUGCACAGGCCCUUGUUAUUUCUGUAAACGAUGAAAUCACUUCUGCCUUCGUAAAUUAAGGAUUUUCGUAAAUUUUCAUUCCUAAACGCAUUUAAAAUAGUCUUAAUAUUUUUAAGACUGUUCUUUUUUUACUAAAACUUUUUCUGAAUUUAACACAGCUUUGAGUAUUUUAAGUGCCAUUAGUGUUAAGUCGCAUCGCAUGUGCGGUCCCAGUUAUGGGUUGGAAUGUAACCGUUUAACUUCUAAGCGUUCUAAAUCACAAAAUAUUAUUUUAACAGAUAUUAUGUACAUAAAAUGGAUGGUCUAUUCUUGUCAAAAUGUUGUUUAGCUCUAGUCAAAUCUGAUUGUUAAAAAGGCGAAUUAUUAUUUGCAAUGCUAUUUUUUAUUGAAUGAAGCUCUGGCUUUCCUUUAUUUUUGAAUGAUUGGAAAAUAGAAAUUAUAUUGAAAUGAGACUGAAAUUGUAUUUACGUUGAGAUGUUGAUGGCAGAGUGUAUGUGUAGUUAGAACAAAAUUCAUAUCAAUAUGUGUUUCUUAAUUUCAGUAUAUCUUUGUUGGUAGAAGUACAAAACGGCUAACUGUUCGUCCAGCCCUAACGUCGCUUGCUUCCGGUGCUAAAUACAAAAGAUUAUUAAACAGUGAAAUCAACAUUUGUAGUACUAAUUUUGAAGUAAUUAAUUUUGAAUCAUGUGAUGUAAAUAAUACGUAUGUAAAUAAAUAUAUUGAGAAUCUA
Amyelois transitella is the source of this 5408-nucleotide messenger RNA. RefSeq names its product nuclease SbcCD subunit C (gene corn). Bases 347 to 3070 code for a protein of 907 amino acids. Lineage: Eukaryota; Metazoa; Arthropoda; Insecta; Lepidoptera; Pyralidae. The transcript has 13 exons. The record is from RefSeq and is a predicted model, not a curated record.